Coffea eugenioides is the source of this 4050-nucleotide messenger RNA. RefSeq names its product histone-lysine N-methyltransferase ATX2-like. Bases 175 to 3675 code for a protein of 1166 amino acids. The transcript has 25 exons. The record is from RefSeq and is a predicted model, not a curated record. NCBI's taxonomy places the organism in Eukaryota, Viridiplantae, Streptophyta, Magnoliopsida, Gentianales, Rubiaceae. Gene Ontology annotation, cellular component: chromatin; nucleus. Gene Ontology annotation, molecular function: protein binding. Gene Ontology annotation, biological process: regulation of transcription by RNA polymerase II.
CAUCCUUUUUCUCUUUAUUUCUCUUAAAACCCUAAUAAUCUCCUCAUUUCCCCCAAAUUCCCCAAAUUCCAUUCAUCGAUAGACGAACAGACGACGAACAACGUAAAACCCGAAAGGAAUUCCGAUAUCUUCACCGGAAUUUCCUUUCUUUCUCUGAUAAAUUCUUCAAUUUCUAUGGCAUUUCCGUCCACCGCCUUAAUUAGGUUCGAUAACAACGAGGCAGGCAAAGAGGAAGGGAAAGAAUUAGAGACAGAAAACGAGCCUGUGGAAUUAUUGAAUUUGGGCGAUCACGAGCCGCUGCAGGGUAGAAAGGGCUCGGAAAUUGAAAUCGCCGGGGCCGAGGAAGAAGAGGAUGGGGGGAAUACUCCGCUGCGGUAUGUUCCAUUGUGCGAUGUGUACUCUGCCACUUCUCCGUGCGUAAGUUCAGCUAGUGGGGGGUCAAAGAAAGUGAAACCCCCGCGGAAAUCAAUGAGUCAUUUCAACGGACAUGAUCCUGCGGCUAAACCACCUCAUCAGAUUUUGUCGUCGAUGGAAGGAGUGAGGGGUGGUGAUGGUAGUGAUAACAGUAGGGUUAAUGUGGCUGGUGAUGGAAAGGGGAAGCCGCCAAUAACUAAGGUUUAUACGCGACGAAAUAAGGGCAAGCGAAAGGAAAGAGAAGACGGGUGGCAGAAUUCGCGAUCAAGGGGUGUAAAUUUGGGAAAUUCGAAGGAAAAGGGAGAAGAAAAUGAGGGGAUUGAUGUGGAGAAUGGUGAAUUGAUUCCAAAGAAGGGGAAAAGGAGGAAAGUUGGUGGGUAUGAGCUGGCAAAUUUGGGGUUGGAUUCGAUUGCAUUAAGUACUUUAGAUAGGUUGCAACUUAGAGAAUCUAGACAUGGUAAUGAUGUUAAUAGUGGUAAUAGGAGUAGGAAUCCUAGUGUUCAGGUUAGUCCUAAUAAAAUUAGGAAGCGGAAGCCUAAGGGUGAGAUGGGGGACGAGAUUAGGGAUUUUGGAGCUCUUCGAACAAAGAGAUGGGUUUGGUUGAGUUUUGAUGGAACAGACCCAUAUAAAUUUGUUGGUUUAUUAUGCAAGGUGUUUUGGCCCUUGGAUGCUGAUUGGUACAAGGGUCGUGUUGUUGCAUAUGACUUGGAGAUGGGGCGGCACAGUGUUGAGUAUGAGGACGGUGAUGAAGAGAAAUUGAUUUUAUCAAAUGAAAGAAUCAAAUUUCACAUUUCUCCUGAGGAGAUGCAACGUCUAAAGUUGAGGGCCAGUGAUAAGUGCCCAGAGGGUGAUGCAAUUGAUGUCAAUGAGAUGGUGGUGUUGGCUGCUAGUUUGGAUGACUGUGAAGAGCUGGAGCCAGCAGAUAUAAUUUGGGCCAAGCUUACUGGUCAUGCCAUGUGGCCUGCGUUAGUUUUGGACGGCUCUCUUUUUGGUGAGCAUAAGGGCCUGAACAGAAAUUCAGGAGAAAAAUCAGUACUUGUUCAGUUUUUCGGCACUCAUGAUUUUGCAAGGGUUAAGAGAAAACAAGUUAUGUCAUUUCUUAGAGGGCUUCUUUCUUCUUUCCACCUAAAGUGCAAGAAACCAAAUUUUGUACGGAGCUUGGAGGAAGCUAAAAUGUAUCUUAGUGCACAAAAGCUUCCAAAGAGAAUGGUACGGCUGAGGAAUGGCUUUGAGGCUAAUGCUUACAAUGUUGAAAGUGGGGAGGAUGAAGGCAGUGAUGAUUCAGGUAAGGAGGGCAUGGCGGAUGAAGACAUACAGAGAAGAAUUGAAGCAGUCAAAAGCUUUCCGUUUGAAGUUGGGGACCUGCAAAUAAUAACUCUUGGAAAGGUUGUCAGAGACUCGGAAAAUUUUCAGGAUGAGAGAUACAUCUGGCCGGAAGGAUAUACUGCUUUGAGGAGGUUUCCUUCUAUAACAGAGCCAAAUGUUCAUACAACAUAUAAGAUGGAAGUACUCAGAGAUGAUGGAUUAAGGAAUCGACCACUUUUCAGAGUUACAUCGGAGAAUGGAGAGCAGUUUAGUGGAACCACUCCAUCUGCCUGUUGGAACAAAAUUUACAGAAGAAUGAGGAAAAUUCAGUCAGAAGGUUUACAACCAAGUGUAUCUGAGAAGUUUUGCGAAUCUGGUGCAGACAUGUUUGGUUUUUCCCAUCCUGAAAUUUCAAAACUGAUACAGGAGCUAUCAACUUCGUCUUCCAGGAUGCCCUCAAAAGCCUCCAAGAUCGCACGUGCAAGAUAUCAAGACUUUCCUGUUGGUUACAGACCUGUUGAUGUGAAGUGGAAGGACCUUGAUAAGUGCAAUGUCUGCCAUAUGGAUGAGGAAUAUGAGAACAAUCUGUUCUUGCAGUGUGACAAAUGCCGAAUUAUGGUUCAUGCUAGGUGCUACGGAGAAUUAGAGCCUCUGGAUGGUGUUCUUUGGUUAUGCAACUUGUGUCGUCCAGGGGCUCCUGAACAACCUCCUCCUUGCUGUCUAUGUCCUGUUACAGGAGGUGCCAUGAAGCCUACAACAGAUGGCCGGUGGGCUCAUCUGGCUUGUGCCAUCUGGAUACCAGAAACUUGCUUAUCUGACAUCACAAAAAUGGAACCCAUUGAUGGGCUGAGUAGAAUCAACAAGGACCGCUGGAAACUUUUAUGUAGCAUAUGUGGUGUUUCUUAUGGAGCUUGUAUACAGUGCUCAAAUCAUAAUUGCCGUGUAGCAUAUCAUCCUCUUUGUGCACGUGCUGCAGGAUUUUGCCUAGAGCUUGAGGAUGAGGACAGACUAAAUUUGGCUCCUCCAGAUGAAGAGGAGGACGAUCAAUGUAUACGUCUGUUAUCCUUCUGCAAGAGGCAUAGCCCCCUAUCUAGUGAGCGCUUAGCUACAGAAGAUCGAACUGCACAAAAACCCUUUAAGUUCUCGGAUUACACUCCCCCAUUGAAUCCUUCUGGUUGUGCUCGUACAGAGCCUUAUAAUUAUUUUGGAAGAAGAGGACGGAAAGAACCUGAAGCUCUUGCUGCUGCAUCCUUGAAACGCUUAUAUGUGGAGAACAGGCCACAUUUAGUUGGUGGAUUCAGCCAACAUACAUUCUUUGGGAAUGAUGUUUCCUCCAGUUCAGCUGCUGGUUCUCGAUUUUCACUUGACCUGUUAAACUUGAAAUCAUCUCAGCUUGAUGCAUCUGGGAGCAUCCUCUCAAUGGCUGAAAAGUACACAUACAUGAGGGAAACCUUUCGAAAGCGGCUUGUGUUUGGAAAAUCUAGAAUACAUGGGUUUGGCAUCUUUGCAAAACAACCCUAUAGAGCUGGGGACAUGGUGAUUGAAUAUAUUGGUGAACUUGUUAGACCUUCGAUAGCUGAUCGAAGAGAACAUCUAAUCUACAAUUCAUUGGUGGGUGCUGGAACCUACAUGUUUAGAAUUGACGAUGAACGUGUUAUUGAUGCCACAAGAGCAGGGAGCAUUGCACAUUUGAUUAAUCAUUCAUGUGAACCGAAUUGCUAUUCAAGAGUGAUAAGCGUAAAUGGUGAUGAGCACAUAAUCAUCUUCGCCAAAAGAGAUAUUAAACAAUGGGAAGAAUUGACUUAUGAUUACAGAUUCUUUGCUAAAGAUGAACAACUUGCUUGUUAUUGUGGCUUCCCAAGAUGCCGUGGUGUAGUAAAUGAUACUGAAGCCGAGGAACGAGCAUCGAAACUGUAUGCGCCUCGUGGUGAAUUAGUUGACUGGAAAGGAGAAUGAGAGAGCAGUUUUAUCCAUGAUGUUAUGCCGUGUGGGACCCCCCUGAAGACCUUUAUUCUCUCUGGUGGAAGUUCACCUUUCUGCCUAUCUUUUUUUUCAGGCAGAUACCAUUGUAUUUUUUCAAUUUCUGUAAUCUCUCUAGAUUCUUUUUAAGAUAGGGCUCAAAGAAUUUUUAUUGAGAUCAUCCCUCUGAAUGUUUUGCACCUUGUGUCCUCAUUGCACAGGGUCUUCAGGGAUGUUGUACACUAAUAUACCUGUAAUUAUUGUCUUGUAUAGAAAUAUUCACCUUUCCCUUAUGUCUUUGUUCGUUGUUAUAGCAGCCAUAGUGCUUACUUUUGUCAGAUAAGCUUUAGUAAGCCUCUAACGUGCCUUAAA